GCUCUUCCCUCUGGACAUCGCCACUGUGAAGAAGCUCCACCGCUUUCUGGACAAGGCUACCCUCAAAUCCCUCUGCAGGAGGCUCAUCACCCUGAACUUGUGUGCCUCGAUGAAGCUGGAAGUCCACUUUCAGCAGAAACAGAAUGAAGACUUGGAUGAUGAAGACUUUUGUGCUAUUGGUGAACAAUGGGCCUUCCAAAGGAACAGCAAAAGAUGCUCCCAAAUUGGUUCAAAUGAAUAUCUUGGAGAGAGCUUGCAGAGAGACUUCACAAUGAAGAAAUUUUCCAGCCAGGAAAAUAUUAGCACUCAUUUGGAGGCCAGUUCACUGCACAGCACCGACAGUACUGGUGGGACCUUGGCUCUUGUGGUCAUGCCACCCCAUUCAUCCUCCACCCAGAACUCUCCAACCUUAACCAACUCUAUCCAAAGCUUGAGCAACCAUUCACCAACAGCGCGGUCUUCAAAUGAAAAACACAAGGAAGAACCCAAGAAACGUCAGACAUGGACUUUCCUCAAAAGAAUCAAAUCUCUGGGAAGGAAGGACAAGGAGAAAUUGGACUCUGCUAAAGCUCAAGUUGGGGAUAGAACUCACAUUACGUCUAGUUGGAACUCUUUGAAGGACACCAAGGAAUCUGUCUCUGGGACGGAGGUUGUAGUAGGAAAUGAAAUUUCACGUUCUUUCUACCGCACUAAAACUCUUCUCUCAACAGGCUGUGGGACUAAUCAGGCUCUGGCCUCAGUUGGAAACAAGCUGCAAUAUAAGCCCAAACAUGGUAGCAUUUAUUUAGAGGAUUAUGAAACAACUCUGAACAAGAAAUGGGAUGCCAGAAGGUGGGAUUACCAAACUGAAUUUAAAAGGGAUUCUUUAUUCCACAUCCCAGGGGACUGUAUACCAGGCACUUUCCCCAAAUCUCUCUCCAUUGAAGGUUUAUGCCCCUUGGACAGCAGCUGCUUGACAGACUGGAAAUCUAGCCCCAAAGCCUCAAUCCCUUUGGCAGGUGGAAUUGAAAUCAGCAGUAGUAUCCUUGUGGACAACUCUCCUGGUGCCCUGGAAUACCGACCAAGGAGCCCUUCAAACUGUUCCACAUAUAGCUGCACCAGCCAAUAUGAUAAUGUUCCUGAAUUUGGGAGUGGGGAUGACAUCUUUGAUCUGCACUCGGAAGAGAUCUUUAAAAACCUAGAUGACAUCCUGGAAUGUAUUUGGGGGCUCCAGCAAAAAAUAGAGUUCUGGUCAAAGGCAAUUAGGUUGAGCAUGGAAGAUGAAACUAUUGAGGUGGAGGAAAGGGAUGAGGAGUCAGAUUCUGGAGAGGAGCCCACCAACCUGAACUUGGAGAAUCAUUCCAUGUCUGACGUUGGCACUUCCACCAGUGACUUUGAGAACACUCCCCACUCUUUGAAUGAGACUGAGGAUAUAGAAAUGCGGGAGCGGAGAGACUCUGGAGUGGGUGCAUCGCUUACAAGGCCUUGCAGGAAACUCUGCUGGCACAGUUUCCAGAACUCCCACCAGCCCAGCUUAAAUUCGGCCUCCUUGGAGAUCAGCCGCCAGUCAGCAGCUCAGCUCAACCUUCUCCAGAAGUGCUCCCUUCUCUGCCUCACUGCCAUCAUGGAGAAGUACUCCAUUCCCCACAAGCUGUCCUCAUCCUGGACUAUUCCCAAGUUCAUGAAGAGGAGCAAGCCCCCAGACUACAAGGGCAAGAUGGUCUUUGGAGUCCCAUUGAUUGUCAGUGUCCAAAGGACGGGACAGCCCCUACCCCAGAGCAUCCAGCUGGCCAUGCGCUACAUCCGAAGCCAGUGCCUGGACGAGGUUGGCAUUUUUCGCAAAUCUGGGUUAAAGUCUCGGAUCCAGGUCCUCAGACAAAUGAGUGAAACCUCUCCUGAUUCUGUGGAUUAUGAAGGGCAAUCAGCCUAUGAUGUGGCUGACCUUUUGAAGCAGUACGUCCGUGAUCUCCCAGAGCCUGUCUUCACCAGCAAGCUGACGGACACAUUUCUGCAGAUAUACCAUUUUGUCCCCGAAGAGGAGAGGCUGCAAGCUGUACAGGCCACCAUCAUGUUAAUGCCAGAUGAGAACCGGGAGGUUUUGCAGACACUGCUCUAUUUCUUCAGUGAUGUUGCCUCUUCCAAGGAGAACCAGAUGACAGCAGGAAACCUAGCUGUAUGCCUAGCCCCCUCCAUUUUCCACCUCAACAUCUCCAAGGGCACUUCUCCAAGGUUGAUUCACAAGAGGGGCACGAUGGGAAAACUGGACCAGAAAGACCUGAAUGAACACAUGGCUGCCACCCAGGCCCUUUCCCACAUGAUUGCCGACUGCAAGAAGCUGUUCCAGAUUCCCCAUGACAUGAUACUGCAACUCUCCAACUCUUACCUGUUAGCUGAUGCUCAGCCACUCUCUGUACUUGAGUUGAUGAGACAAAACCUGCAAGGAGAAAUACAGGAUUCCCACACAGACUUGGAAGCCAACAUUCAAGACCUGCUGAAGGAAUCAUCAGAACGCUUCAAAAGUUGGAUCAGCGCACCUGGCCCUCAAAACACUGAGCUGUCAUGCAAGAAGGUUGAGGAUGGGCAUCCCCUGCAGCUCUGGAAGGUGUCCACUGAAGUGGAUGCGCCGCCUCAGACGGUGCUCCAGCGAGUUCUCAGGGAAAGAGACCUUUGGGAUGAAGACCUGCUGCAGAGUAAUGUGGUGGAGUCUCUGGAAAAGAACACGGAAGUGUACCAUUAUGUGACCAAUAGCAUGGCCCCCCACCCACAGCGGGACUUUGUUGUUCUCAGGACGUGGCAUACAGACCUGCCCCGUGGGGGUUGCCUCCUUGUUUCCUUAUCUGUGGACCAUAAGAAGUUGCCACUGGAAGCUGGAGUCAGGGCCACGGUGCUUACCUCCCAGUAUCUGAUGGAGCCCUGCGGAAUGGAACGCUCAAAGGUGACACACAUCUGUCGAGCAGACCUCAGAGGGAGGUCUCCAGACUGGUACAACAAGGUCUUUGGCCAUCUCUGUGCUAUGGAGCUGGCCAGGAUUCGUGAUUCUUUCCCAGUGUCCAACCCAUGUGAACCAGAAACAAAGAUCUGAAGACAUGCCACUAGAUGGGUAGACUUCAAAUAGUAAUGCUUUUGGAGCAGAACGUUGGAAUUGAACCUUUGCUUCAUGGAGUCCAGAUUCCUCCCUUUACUUUCUCUUUGUUCCUUUGUUCUCAAAGAACAUUAGAUCCGAGUCUCCCUAACAAUUGUGCUGGUGGUUACUUCUCCAUAAAUUACCUCCAGGAUUAGAAGAAUGCUACUGAACACCCUUUACUAAAAGACACGAUUGUGAAGAAGUUACUGGGCUUCUGCCUUGCUCUUGAGUUUUCAAUAUGCCUCUGGUUAUUGUGAGAACAAGAUGUUAGACUAUCUGGUCUGAUCUUGCAGAUCUUCUCGUGAUCUUCUGAGAAAUCUAUCAAUCCUGUUUCAGGGAAAGCGAGCUUUAAAACCCCUUUGAAGGACUGACCUGCUGUGUUGAGGGCUGUCCUCAGAUGAAGAGCACAUGGUGUUUAUUUAACCAGGCUUCAGGUUCAAUGACUACCAUCUCUUUACCUAAGGACUCAGUUUGUCCAAGCCAUUUUCCUGCCACCUUUGAAAAAUGCCCCAGUCAGGUUUGAGAGGAUUGGGGAAUCAGCCUCAGCACCGAAUACUGCCUUGCAGCUAUUUAAUUGCAGUUACUCUCUCAUUUGCAGAUGGGUAUACCUGUGCAGUGCUGCACCUGGGAAAAACCAGGGGGGUAGCAGAGGGGUAGGUGGAAGGAGGUCAGACAUGGCAAGUUGUUAUAAUGCUUAAGCAUAAACGAAUGGCAGUCCUGGAGACAGGAAAGGAGAGCUGUGUGUGUCAGAGGUACGAAGUUUUCAUUGCUGCCUUUGGCACAGAGACAGUGCGAGAAAGAACCAGAGCAUGUGUAUACUUGGUGACAGUGCCCAUAAUCUGUUGUUUGCUGCUCUUACCAUUUUGUUCAUGUUGACUUCCAUCUCUUCAGGGGUACAAGGCCAAACGGGAUUGAAAUUAUUCCAGGCUUUGUCCUCUUUAGCUUAGGUGGAUAGAAUGCUCCUGUUUCUACGAGUCAGUCUAAUCUUUCAGACUAAUGAGAAUUCCCCAAUAAUUUUAAGGAUUGAAAAGCAAGACAAUGGAGGAAAAAUUUGGAACUCCUGAACUUCUCACUUUUUUUUCUUUUUGCAUAAGAUAUAUGAAUUUAAGAUUGAACCCAGGUACCUGAAGCAGGGCUUUCAGGUCACUAACCCAAGUGAAAUCUUUGGGUCCAUGGAAUUGAGGAAAUCUCUACCAUUGUGUAGCUCACAUUUCAUUCAGUGCUAAUUGGUUUGGGGUAGUGGAACUCAGCCUUUAAUGCUACUGUUGGCAGAGAUGGUAUGUGUAGGUAAGCCAGCCUGCCCUUUAUGACCGCCAUCAUCCUGAAUACUUCAGGAAAACUUUUGGGAUGGGAAGAAGGGAAAGGGGAAAGGGAUGUCACUGGAACACCAGAAUUCUCCAUCACCUUUUUGAUACUCUAAUUCUUCUUAAAUUUACAGUUUGACCUUGGUUAAUACUGGCCUGUAAGCAUCCCAGUUUAUUCUCUAACCAGGGCCCAAUUAAUGAGACAGCAUUCCAAGUGGAAAGCAAGAAAACCUAAUCUGUUAGAAAUUUAGAUAGAUGUGUUUAUUUGUUAAACUCAGUUAAUUGUUCUUGCCAGCUUUCUUAUGGUAAGAAGUUGUGUGCUGUUUGUGGGGCUUGUUUGUAUUAUUGCUUAUGUUUGGGACUGUUAUUUUUUAAUCAACGUAAAUGUUACUUUUCCUAGCUAACUGUAAAUAUUGUACAGUUGGAAUAUUAAUUUAAUAUAUAAUGAGUGUGAGAACAUGUGAACAGAUGUACUUCCACCCACAGAAAAAGCUGUAUUUUGUAUUUAAUAAAUGUUUUUACAAU
Molecule: messenger RNA, 4932 nt
Organism: Python bivittatus (Burmese python)
Lineage: Eukaryota; Metazoa; Chordata; Lepidosauria; Squamata; Pythonidae
Source: RefSeq, a predicted model, not a curated record